Neogale vison (American mink) is the source of this 1368-nucleotide messenger RNA. It is a transcript of the gene BTNL2, whose product is annotated as butyrophilin like 2. The transcript has 6 exons. The coding region runs from base 1 to 1368 and encodes 455 amino acids. Gene Ontology annotation, biological process: T cell receptor signaling pathway; regulation of cytokine production. Gene Ontology annotation, cellular component: external side of plasma membrane. The record is from RefSeq and is a predicted model, not a curated record. NCBI's taxonomy places the organism in Eukaryota, Metazoa, Chordata, Mammalia, Carnivora, Mustelidae. Gene Ontology annotation, molecular function: signaling receptor binding.
AUGGUGGAUUUACCAGGACACAGUGUGUCUGGUGCAGUUGCCUCUUUCUUCUUUGUACUGCUCACCCUAAGGGAGCCAGAUACCUGGAGAGUGGUUGGUCCUACAUACCCUAUCCUAGCCAGGAUUGGGGAAGAUGCCCUACUAACCUGUCAGCUCCUCCCCAAGAGGACCACAAUGCACAUGAAAGUGAUAUGGUACUCCUCAGAGCCCAGCACACCUGUGUUUGCAUACUGGGAUGGAGCCGAUAUGACUGAGAUGCAGAUGGAGGAGUACAGAGACCGUGUAGAGUGGAUAAAGGAUGGCAAUCACGAGGGAAAUGUGACUCUGAAGAUAAACAACAUCCAACCAUCUGAUAAUGGACAAUACUGGUGCCAUUUCCAAGAGAAUAACUACUGUGGAGAAACAAGCUUACUGCUUCAAGUAGCAGGUCUGGGGUCUGCCCCUUACAUCCACGUUGGGGGAGUUGUGGAAAGUGGAGUCCAGCUUGUGUGCACUGCAAAAGGCUGGUUCCCAGAGCCCCAGGUUUAUUGGACAGAUAUCACAGGAGAGAAGUUGCUGGCUGUCUCUGAGCAUUUCAUCCAAGAUGUCAAUGGCCUGUUCUAUGUGGAAACGACUCUUGUGGUCAGGAACGAUUCUGUGCAAGCUGUGUCCUGUUUCAUCCGCAACCCCAUCCUCAAUGAGGAGAAGAGCUCUGUCAUCUCCAUUCCAGAGAAACUCCAGAGUGAGCUAGCUUCCUUAAAAGUGAUUGGACCGUCCCAGCCCAUUCUUGUCAGAGUGGGAGAAGACAUACAAUUAACUUGUUACCUGUCCCCCAAGACUAAUGCACAGAGCAUGGAGGUGAGAUGGGUCCAAUCACGCCGUUAUCCUGCUGUUUACACAUAUGUGGAUGGGGAACAUGUGACUGAAGAGCAGAUGGCAGAAUAUAGAGGGAGGACAUUGUUGGUGAGUGACGCCAUUGAUGAAGGGAGACUGACACUGCAGAUAUACAAUGCUACAACAUCAGAUAAUGGGCAGUACCGGUGCCUUUUUGAAAAAGACGGUGUGUAUCAGGAGGCCAGUUUGGAUCUGAAGAUAGUAGGUCUGGGGUCGUCCCCACUCAUCACUGUAAAAGAACAGAAGGAUGGAGAAAUAGAACUGAUAUGCAGUUCAGAAGGGUGGUUCCCAGAGCCCCAUGCGCAAUGGAAGGACAUGGAAGGAAAGAUAAUACCAUCAUUUUCAGAGGUUCUGACUAAAGAUAGCCAUGGACUGUUCCAUGUGGAGACAUCUCUAUUGGUCACGAACAGCUCUAUUGUGAACAUAACUUGUUCCAUUCGCAACCCCCUUCUUGACGAGGAGAAAAAGGCAACUUUUUCUCUCUCAGGUUGGUGA